Messenger RNA from Paraphaeosphaeria sporulosa, 1425 nucleotides. RefSeq lists its product as uncharacterized. The record is from RefSeq and is a predicted model, not a curated record. NCBI's taxonomy places the organism in Eukaryota, Fungi, Ascomycota, Dothideomycetes, Pleosporales, Didymosphaeriaceae. Gene Ontology annotation, molecular function: acyltransferase activity, transferring groups other than amino-acyl groups. The transcript is spliced from 3 exons. Bases 480 to 1262 code for a protein of 260 amino acids.
GGAUGGCGAAGUAGGCGGGUGUGGGGUCGAGGGGGCCGGAUAUGAACGCUGUAAGAGGCUUGAGGUCGGACAUUUGUAGAUUGGCAAGGAUAGAAUGGUGAGUUUUGGGGAGGAGGCGUGAUUGGCGUGAGCGUGGGAGGGUAUGAUAGGUGGUGGGUUGGUGGUUGGAGUAGACUAGGCUGCCACUGUGGCGCAGCACUGGUGAGCUGAGGGCAUACCACGAAAAUGAGGAGACCGGAUUCCAUCACCAAAGAAUAAUGGUGGGUGGACUGAAGCUCAACAGUUACCCAAACAUUCAAACCAAUCAAUUUCUUGCGUAUCCUAACCAAUAUCAAUAUAACCUCUUUCUGUGUCCAGAUUUCAAAUUUCCUAUCCUCACUGCUAUUUCACACUGAAAGCUCAAACAGGCUUUUCAUGUGUUUGCAUCUGCUCCACUCCUCAAGUUCUACAAGGCUACUCUGAAAAAUUUCCAGCCCGACAUGUCCUCUUCCACGAUCCAAAUCCAAAAACUUGGACCCGAUGUGAUCUCUGAAGAGAUGCUUGUGCAAGCUGCAACGCUCUUCUCCUCCGCCUACGGUAUCUGGGGUUCACUUGCGCAGGAGAAAAUGAGCAAGUUCUGCAAACCAGGUCAUCGCGUGAAGAUGUCUGCAGAACGCCUCCGCCAGCAGUCUUUGGCUCCAGGCACUCGCAGUGUCCUGGUUCGCGCUGUUUCCGGGGACAAGCUCGCCGGGUAUGCUUUCGCAACCCGCUGGGACUACCAAGGCCGCCAAGUGUGCUGGAUCACCCAGCUGUGCAUUGAUCCUGAGCUCAGAAGCCAGAAGCUGGCCACCAAGAUUCUCCUCGCAUUGCGCGACGGCGAAAAGGAUCGCGGCUUCGGCAUUCUCUCCUCCCAUCCGCACGCCAUCCUCGCCGCUCUCCGUGCCUUCGGUAGAGGCAUUGAGGAGAUCGAUAUGGACAUAGUCAAACUGCACGCUAGAGGCAUUUUAGACGCAUCCCCAGUCGACUAUGUCAAGUCUUGCAAGCUGAAGGGAACUCUGUUCGGUGAGAAGGGUGACGACGGCAGCGUCUGUUCGGCUGACACCGGCUUCUGGGUUGAUCACGACGAACCUAUGGCUGCCUUGGAGCAAGUUAAGGCAAAGGGAGUCAAAUGGGCCUUCGGUGAGUUGUUGGAGGGUUGCGAGUUCAUUGUUGUCGUGAAGGGUGCGGAAGUGGAGAGUGCAGGCGACCGCGUUCGUCGUCAGGAGAAUAGCUCUGACUUAUGAUCUGAGCAUGCUAUCUGUCAGACUAUGUCCAGGUAUCUUGUACUAUUGAACAUUGAAUGACAUAUCAAAUCUCUGUGCUGGACUCUAUUCUCAAAGCGGCACCUCUUUCUGCCCACGACAUUGGAGUCAUACACAGUGUUAAGGUUGGGUCCCCGUACUAGCG